Messenger RNA from Benincasa hispida (wax gourd), 2238 nucleotides. The record is from RefSeq and is a predicted model, not a curated record. NCBI's taxonomy places the organism in Eukaryota, Viridiplantae, Streptophyta, Magnoliopsida, Cucurbitales, Cucurbitaceae.
CUAAAACUAAUGCCCGAUCUAAUUGUUAAAUGUUACGGUUGAUGAGGAAACGAUCUGCUUCGCUGGGCCGCCGGCUUCAGAUGUUUAAGAAAUAGUGAACUGCUAACUGCAGAGUCUAAUCCAGUCCGUCCAUGAAAAUGUAUUUCCGGCUUCUGCCUCUCUCAUGUGGAAUAAUUCAAAGGUCUCGGCUCCAAGAAAUUUGUACAAUCUUGAACUCGGUUAUUUUAGAAUCAGAAAUGUCGAAAUUUGUGCAUACCCAAGCGAUGGAUCUUCCGCCUCCGAGAACUAACGAGAGAAAGAUUCCUGAUUACAAGGAUGCUCUCCACAAGGAAGGCAAUGACGUGCGGAGGGACGGUUAUUUCCUCAUGAAACUCAUAGACGACUCUGUUUCGCAUAAUGGGUUCGAAUCUAUUGCUCUUAUUUUCUCCAAGUUUCGUAGUUCUAUUAAUUCUCAGCUCUGUAACUCGAUGAUCAGGGGUUAUUUGGAUUUGAAUAAGCAUUUAAAUUCACUCUACAUUUUCGCCCACAUGCAUAAAUUCAGUAUUCUGCCCGAUUCCUCCACUUUUCCUGCUGUUCUUAAAGCAACCGCACAGCUAUGUGAUACUGAAGUUGGAAAAAUGAUACAUGGUACUGUUAUUCAGAUGGGUUUUAUUCAUGAUGUCUACACAAGUACCGCUCUAGUUCACAUGUAUUGUGCCUGUUUGUCUAUAUCUGAUGCUUCUCGGGUGUUCGAUGAAAUGCCCGAGAGAAAUGCAGUUACUUGGAAUGCUCUUAUUACUGGUUAUACUCAUAAUAGAAAGUUUAUGGAAGCUAUCAAUGCUUUUCGAGGCAUGCUGGCAGCUGGAGCUGAACCGAGUGAGCGAACCAUGGUGGUAGUUCUAUCAGCUUGUUCUCAUUUGGGAGCUCUGAAUCAGGGAAAGUGGGUCCAUGAGUUUAUAUAUCAUAAUAGGUUGAGACUGAACGUAUUUGUGGGCACAGCACUUAUUGAUAUGUAUGCUAAAUGUGGGGCUGUUGAUGAGGCUGAGAAGGUCUUUGAAGAAAUUAGAGAGAAGAAUGUGUAUACAUGGAAUGUCUUGAUUUCUGGAUAUGCCAUGAAUGGACAAGGCGAUGCUGCUUUGGCGGCUUUUUCUAGGAUGUUGAUGGAAAAUUUCAAGCCAGAUGAGGUUACCUUUCUAGGCAUCUUGUGCGCAUGCUGUCACCAAGGUCUGGUCACGGAAGGGCGCAGGCAAUUCAUGAGCAUGAAACAACAUUUUGGACUGCAGCCAAAGAUAGAGCAUUAUGGGUGUAUGGUUGACCUACUUGGUCGAGCAGGAUUCUUGGAUGAAGCUCUAGAGUUAAUCCAAUCCAUGAGCAUGGAGCCAGACCCUAUCAUUUGGAGGGCUCUGCUUUGUGCUUGCAGAGUCCAUGGGAAUACAAAAUUGGGUGAAUAUACUAUCAGAAGACUUAUAGAACUAGAACCAAACAAUGGUGAGAAUUAUGUCUUGUUGUCAAAUCUUUACUCAAGGGAACAACGGUGGGCUGAAGUAGGGAAGUUGAGAGGAAUGAUGAGUCUCAGGGGGAUUGGAAAAGUCCCUGGUUGCAGUUCAAUUGAAAUAAACAAUGUAGUUUAUGAGUUUGCUGCAUCAAAUGACAGAAAACCAGAAUUUGAAGCAAUAUACAAGCAGUUGGAUAAUUUGAGUGAGAAAUUGAAAGAAAAUGGUUACGUUACAGGCACUGACAUGGCUUUAUAUGAUAUUGAGAAAGAAGAGAAAGAACAUUCUGUGAUGUACCAUAGUGAGAAACUUGCUUUAGCAUUUGGUCUCUUAAACUCUCCUUUGGGUUGCACCCUAAGGAUAGUGAAAAAUCUGAGAAUUUGCUUGGACUGCCAUGAAUUUUUCAAGGUUGUAUCGAUUGUCUAUCAAAGAUAUAUUGUUGUGAGAGACAGAAACCGUUUCCACCAUUUUUCUGAAGGUUUUUGUUCGUGCCGAGACUACUGGUGAAUAAUUAAAUGUUAUAGAACUAUUUCUUCGACAUGAUGGAAAUCACGCAAAUCAUCUGGAUCAACAUGAUACCAUUGGCUUUUUGUGAAAAAAUGAAGAAUUCUGAAAUUGGGCAGCCAAACUACUCAGCCAUUGUUCAAGCCGCCAUACUUAGUUGGCAUGCCUAAGAAACAACUGCAUUCCAUACCAAACAAAAUAGUACAUUUACUAAUUUGUAAUAUUUUAUAGAACCCCAAUUCAAUUCUGAAGUUCUAUUAAA